AUGGAUCCUUACGAAUCUCCUUCUGAGUUUUUAAAUAAAAAAAAACAAAAGAGUCAAAAGAAAGGUAAUUCUCUUAUUAUUAGUAAUGAAGAAAAAAAUAAAUGUUUAGAAGAAGAAAAUAAUAAAAUGGAAAAUGAGAAAAAAUUAAAAUUUAUUGACAUUUUUGAUGAAGAGAAUGAAUUGGGAAUAAGCAAUGAUAUAAUAAUAAAUAAUAACAAAAUAAAUACAAAUAAAGAACUUGUCAUAAAUAAUUAUGAUAAAAUAAAUAAUCCUAGGGAUAUAAACAAGCAACAUUAUUUAAUAAACACCUCAAAGGAAAUUGCUCCAAAGAAAAAAUCUUUUUUUAAUAUUUCAAAACGUAAAGGAAACAAGGAUCAUGAACAUUCUUUCCAUCAUAUACAUGAGAAGGAGAAAAUAUAUUUGGAUACUCCAUAUAAUAAUAAUAAUAAGAAGAAUAAUGUGAAAGAUAUUAUUUGUGAUGAUAAACAAAUCAAUUGUUAUAAUAAAGAUAUUAUUUGUGAUGAUAAACAAAUCAAUUGUUAUAAUAAAGAUAUUAUUUGUGAUAAUAAACAUAUCAAUUGUUAUAAUGAAGAUAUUAUUUGUGAUGAUAAACAAAUCAAUUGUUAUAAUGAAGAUAUUAUUUGUGAUGAUGAUGGAAAUAGUCCCGAUGAUGAGCGUAAUAAUAUCAUAUAUAAUAACCAUUAUGAUGACAAUGACUAUUAUCCUUACGAUAUUAAUUAUUUACAAAACAAGGUGUGCGAGGUAAAGAUAUUACUAGAUGCUUCUUUAGAAAAAGAAAAAACUCUUUGUGAGGAAAAGAAAAUUAUGGAAAAUAAUUAUAAUAUUGCUUAUAAAAGUAUGGAAGAAAUGAAGAAUGAAAUAAUAAAUAUAACUAAUAUACAUAAUGAAGAAAUUAUAAAGUUAAAGGAAUCUUACGAGAGACGACUGGAUUUACUUAAACAAGAAAUCGAUGAGAAAGAUAUAUUUUUUAAAAAAAAAAUAGAAACACAAGAACAAGAAAAUGUUACACAAAUUAAGAAAUGUGAGGAGUUAUAUAUAGAGGAAAAGAAAAAAAAGGAACAUCUGGAAGAUGUGAUAAAAAGAUUGGAGAAAGAGAAAGAAGAUGUAAUAAAAAGAUUGGAGAAAGAGAAAGAAGAUGUAAUAAAAAGAUUGGAGAAAGAGAAAGAAGAUGUAAUAAAAGGGUUCGAAAAAGAGAAAGAAGAUAUCAUAAAAGGGUUCGAAAAAGAGAAAGAAGAUGUAAUAAAAGGGUUCGAAAAAGAGAAAGAAGAUAUCAUAAAAGGGUUCGAAAAAGAGAAAGAAGAUAUCAUAAAAGGGUUCGAGAAUGAAAAAGAAGAUAUAAUAAAAAGGUUGGAGAAUGAGAAAGAAGAUAUCAUAAAAAGAUUGGAGAAUGAGAAAGAAGAUAUCAUAAAAAGAUUGGAGAAUGAGAAAGAAGAUAUAAUAAAAAAAAUGGAACAACAAAAUGAAGAUAUAAUCCUUACAAUGAAUAAAGAAAAAGAACAAGAAGCUAAUCAAAGAAUAAAUGAAUAUAAGAACCUUAUAGAAAGUUAUAAAAAAGAUAAGGAAAAAUAUUGUAACAACGAAAAAGUAUGGGCACAUAAUAUGAAUGAGAGUAAAGAAAAAAUAAACAAUUUAAUAAAUACAUUAAAAGAAUAUGAAGAAGAAAAUAAGAACCUUCAAAAUAUUAUAAAUCAAAAAAAUGAUACCAUAACUAAUAUAGUUAAUGACAUACUACUUGUAAAAAAUGUUUAUGAAGAUUUAAUAAAAGAAAAAGAUAUGCAUGAAAUAGAUAAGAAUAAUCUUAUACAUAAAAUAAAAAAUCAUGAAAAUGAUAUGUUAUCUCUUCAAAAUAAUAUAGAUAAAUUAAAAAAAAGUAAUAAUAAUUUAAAUGAAGAUUUAAGGAAAAAAGAAAAAAUUAUCAUCACAUUGAAAAAUGAAAAUAUGUAUUUAAAAAAAGAAAAUGAAAUAUUUAAUAAUAAUUUCUUAAGUAUCAAAGGAGAAGAUAAAGAUACAAAGUUAAAAAUUUAUUCAACAGAUGUUACUGAUUCAACAAAUGAUCAAGAUGACAAAACUAAUGAGAACCAUAAAAGAGAUGACACAAAUAAUAUAAGUGAUGAUAAUUAUAUAAAACAUCAGGAAACUAAUAUAAUAGAAGAAAAAAAAAUUAUUAAAAAGGAUCUGUUGAAUUCUAAAAUUUUGAAGUUUGGAAAAUAUUUAAAUUAUAACAAUAUCAUAACAAAGGAUGAUUCUUCUGAUUAUGUUGAAGAGAAAAGCACAAGAAAUAAGGAUUUGUCAAAAAAAAAAAAAAAAAAAGAUAAAGAUUUAAAAAAGUAUUUAAAAUAUUACGAUAUUUCUAAUGGGGGAAAAAGGAACCAGAAUAAUGAUAUUGAUUUGAUUAUGGAGAAAAAAUUAUAUAAUGGACCAACGUCUAAUAACACAAAGGAGGAUAUAAUAAAAAUUGGAAAUUAUAAGGAUAAUAAAGAUCACAAUAAUGAUCACAAUAAUGAUCACAAUAAUGAUCACAAUAAUGAUCACAAUAAUGAUCACAAUAAUGAUCACAAUAAUGAUCAUAAUAAUGAUCACAAUAAUGAUCAUAAUAAUGAUCACAAUAAUGAUCACAAUAAUGAUCACAAUAAUGAUCACAAUAAUGUUCAUAAUGAUCAUAAUAACAAUGGACAAUAUUAUAUGUUGUGUAAAGUCGAAGAAAAAAAAAAGGCAGAUCCUUCUUUUUCUUUUUCUUCUUCUUCUUCUUCUUCUUUUUCUUCUUAUCCUUCACAUUCGUCUUAUCCUUAUUCAUCUUAUUCCUCAAUAUGUUCAAAAGAAAAAAAUAACAAUAUCGUACAUAUUAAUAUAAAUAAAAAAAAUAAUCCUAAAGAAGAUGAAAAAGGUACUAGGAGAAGACGACAUAAAAGUUGUAACAAUUAUUAUAAAACAAGAUAUGAUAGUAAUAGUCCUAUUAAAAAUAGCAAGAAUAAUAGUAAUAAUCUUCAUCUUCAUUCUUCUAGUUUGAAUGCUUCCUAUAGUCACACAAGUAGUUAUAAUAAACAUAAAAACAUGAAUCAUAUAAUAAAUGAAGAAAGUAAAAUGAGGAAUGAAACGGUUUCAAGAAAACAAAAUAAACAAAUAAAAAGUGCAGAAAAUAAAUAUGAUAAAGGUUUAUUAAACAAAAUAUAUUACAAGAAUGAAGAAAAAAACAUACAAUUCAAUUUCUCGAAUAUCAUACAACAGAUAAAUGAAAAGGAUAAAGUAGAAAACAAUAAUAUAUAUCCAAAUCAAAAUAUAGAUAGAAUGAAAUAUAAAAAUGAUAUAGAUUAUGUAGAUAAUUAUAUGGACUCACAUCAAACAUCACAUAUAAACUUAAAAAAAAAAGAAAACAAUUCUUACAAUCAUAAUAUACAAAGUCAUGAUAUUUAUAGAAAAGAAUUAUUAAGCAAUAAAUAUUUAUAUGAUAAGAACCUGUAUAAUUAUAAAAAAACAUACAACAUAUUUAGUUUCAGCAAUAAUCAUAUUGGUGAACACAAUGAAAUUAAAAAAAGGAUCGCUUAUAAUAAUAAUAAUAAUAAUAAUGAUAAUAAAAAAAAGGAUCUGUCCCUUCUUUUAAGAAAUGAGGAAAAUAUAAAGACACAACACCCUCUUAACAAUAUCAAAAAAAAUAUACUUCAUGAAAAUAUAAAAUAUGUACAUAAUCUAGAUAAAAAUGUCCUAGAUAUAAACAAUUUUGAAAAUGAUGAACCUGUUGAAAAAAUACAACUUAAUAGUUCUUUGAUAAGACACAAGAUGAGGGAGAAAGGUUUUCAUAUGGACUAUGAGGAAAAGAAGGAAAAUGAUUUUAUGAAUUCUGAUGAACAAAGAUAUAAAAACAUGAAAUAUUAUUUUUCUACUAUUUUGAAAAAAAAACCAUGUUAUAAUAAAUUGAAUAUACAAACUAAUGAUGAUCUAGAUAUUUUGUCACACGAAAAUAGAAAUAAAUUAGUAGGUGAUACAUUUGAAGAUUUAAAAAAAAAAAUAAAAGAUCAAAAGGAAAAUAGGGGUUUCAUAAUAAGUGAUUAUGAUAUAUGUAGAAAUGAGGAUUGUGUGGAUACCAUGAGUGAUACUAUAAAAUAUAACAAGGAUAAUAAUAUGAAUAGUAUAAAUAGUAUAAAUAGUAUGAAUAGUAUUAAUAAUAAAGAUAAUAUCUUAACUUCUCAAUUCUCCUCUUCAAACGUGUUAGAUAAAAGCAUGAACCAUUUUGUACAUCCAAAUGAUACUAACAAUAAUGAGAAAAAGAUUUCAAAUGUUAACUCUUAUUUGUUGAAAAAUUAUAAAAAGAAAAGUAAUAUGUAUGGUUUAUUUAUUAUAAAUGAGAGGCUCAAAUGUAUUUAUAACAACAUAGAAAAUAAAAGAAAAUCUAUAAGUAACCUUCCUCUAUAUAUUCCAAAAGUUCAAGAAACAAAGAAAUGCAACAAUUCAUUUCAUUUAUUAAGAAAUGAGCAUAUAAAUAAUCAAGACACCAAAGAAAACAAUGGAAAAGUAAUAUCUAAAGACAACCUACCCAAGAACAACAUGAACAUAAAUCAUAUGAAUAAUAUACCUGAAGAGCAUAAAUAUACUAAUGUGAAUAUUAAUAACUAUAACAAAAGGAUAUUUAAAAAGGAUAUGGAAAAUAUCAUGAGAAAGGAUAAUAUGUAUAAAAAUAUGGGAUCAAAUUAUAUAUGCAGUAAUAAAACAAAUAAUAUUAAUAAUAUAGAUAAUAAUAUAGAUAAUAAUAUAGAUAAUAAUAUAGAUAAUAAUAUAGAUAAUAAUAUAGAUAAUAAUAUAGAUAAUAAUAUAGAUAAUAGUUCUCCUCCUUUUAUGAAUAACAAAAAUAAUGAGCAAGAGAAAAAAUUACAAAUUUAUGAAUAUAUACAAAAUCAUAAUUAUAUUAAAAAUGAGCAAGACGUCAUUAUAUCUAAUGAUAAACAUUUAGAAAAUGAAACGGUAUGUGUGGAUAUUCUUGAGGAUAAUAUAAAUAAAAGGAAUCAGGAGAAAAUAAAAGAUAUCGAACAUAAGAAAUUAUAUAAAAUUUAUGAUAAGAGUGACAUGGGCAAAAACAAACAAAUCGCAACUCUGAACAAUGGAAACGAUGAUAAUAACACGAACAAUAAUAAUAAUAAGUCUUACUAUGAAAAAGAGUGUAGUGAAGAGAACAACAUGUAUUCACCAAAUUCAAAUGUGAAAAAUAACUACAUAGGAGAUCAUAACGAUAUAGAUUUAGAGUAUGACGAAAUGCUAUAUAAAAAGUAUAUACAAAAAUUAAAAAUUAACAAAAUAAAUAAAUAUAAAGAAGAUAAUAAUACCAACAAUAAUAACAUAAACGAACAAGAUAUAUUACAACAUAAUUUUGAUAAUUUCUUAUUAUUAUAUAAAAAUAAAAAAAAGAAAAAAAAAGAAAUGAUAAAUCUAUAUUCUAAUAAAAGUAAUAUAUUGGAAAACAUCAAAAAUCAAAUGAAUGAUGAACAUAGAGAUAUAAAAAAUGAUAUUUUUAACGAAGAAAUACAAUGGAAUGAAAAAAAAAAAAAACAAGGAGACAAUACAUAUACAGAAAAAUUAAAAUUGUUAUCAAAUGAUUAUCCAGAUGAAAGAAACCAUAUUUCUAUAAAAAAUAAAAAGGAUUUACAAAAAAAAAAAAACCUAAUAGAUUACUAUAACAAAGAAACUAAUGGUGUGGACAAAAAGAUUUUCUUUAAAAAAAUUAUUAAUUCUAAUGAUAUAAUAAAAAAAAUGAUGUUGGAAAAUGAAAAAGAUCAUUUCCUUUUUAACAUAAAAAGGGUAUAA
Messenger RNA from Plasmodium falciparum 3D7, 5811 nucleotides. RefSeq lists its product as uncharacterized. The record is from RefSeq and is a predicted model, not a curated record. Lineage: Eukaryota; Apicomplexa; Aconoidasida; Haemosporida; Plasmodiidae.